Messenger RNA from Exophiala aquamarina CBS 119918, 498 nucleotides. RefSeq lists its product as uncharacterized. The transcript has a single exon. NCBI's taxonomy places the organism in Eukaryota, Fungi, Ascomycota, Eurotiomycetes, Chaetothyriales, Herpotrichiellaceae. The record is from RefSeq and is a predicted model, not a curated record. Gene Ontology annotation, molecular function: protein binding. The coding region runs from base 1 to 498 and encodes 165 amino acids.
AUGACGAAUUUUGCGACAGUGUCGCAAGCUUGCGGGAUACGGUAUCGUUCCACCGAUCAGCAUCGCGACUUCGUGGGCGGCGUUGGGAAAUUGCUACGACGGCAAAGGCAAUGGGCGUACGAAUACAAUGUGUGGGCGUUCCAUGUAAAGGUCACGGAGCAUGAAUUAGGAAGUGAGCAUCGUUCGACAAUCUCGAGCAUGAUUAAUCUAGCUCAAGCGUUAAGGAACCUCAGUAAGCCCCAGCAAGCGGACGCGAUUUAUCAGCGUACGUCUGAGUCAACGGAGAAGAAGCUGGGAAAAGAUCCUCCCUCAACACUGGAACAACUGAAUGGUUUGGCCGUUGCGUUAGCUGGUCAAGGGAAGUAUGAGCAGGCAGAGGAGAUUCAUCGACGGAUACUAGGGUCGAUGGAGAGAGAUCUAGGGAAAGAGCAUCCCUCUGCACGGACAGUUAGAUAUAACCUAGCUGGGAUGCUACGCGAUCAAGGGAAGAAGAGCUAG